CAGAAAAAGUUUCUUGAAACAAAUUACCUUUGUCAAAUGUGAAACAUUUGUGUGUUUUUAUAAUAUAUAACACAAUAAAUCGUUUGCUGGAACAUUCCAGCCAUUUCGUCUAUUAUAAUUCACAUGAACCGUCAAUGCAUCAUAUUGUGAGAGAAGAUGGUGUUUCUAGGACCCUGAGGACGCGGCGUCACUGCAAGGCAUCAGUGCACAGACAGAAGGGCUGUUUACCAACUCACUCAGAGCUCGAGUCAAAACAAGAGAGAGCAGUGUGGCUCGGUUUACCACAGGCUCUUCCUUUUAAAACAGAUCUUUUUCGUUUCGAUCCGUCAUGAAUAAUACUUGUUCUUGUUAAUAACAUCGACGAAUGAAAAUGUGUCAGCUGCUGUACUUUGUGUUUCUGCUGAGCUCUGGUUUGGUGGAUGGUUUGUCUGUUGUUGAAGAGUGUAUAACUUCUAAUGGAGAAGACUAUAAAGGAAUGCAGCAGAAGACAUCCACAGGGAAUAUCUGUCUCAACUGGAACAGUUUAAACUCUCAGUCAGAUGUUGGAGAUCACAAUUUUUGUCGUAACCCAGAUGGUUCAGAGAAGCCCUGGUGCUAUGUCUCCGGGUCCGAUGGAGUGACCAGAAAAGAAGCGUGUGAUAUUAUGACAUGCCAAGACCAAAACUCCACAGAAGCCACGGCUCCAGAAGAGUAUGUCCCCACUCAGGGACUCACCCCAAGAAUGGUAGUGACCUUCGAAAACGCAGACUCCUUUCCCUCGCAGGUGGAGGGUGUGGUGGUGCAGCCCGUGAAGGGAGUCCAUCAGCAGGUCAGGAGUGGACCCAAGAAGAAGAAAGACCUUGGGACUCUUGGUUAUGUUCUCGCUGUCUUCAUGAUGGCCAUUAUCAUCCUGCUUGGAGGUGGCAUCACAAUAGGAUACUUCUACAAACGGGGUCGUGACCUCAAGAAACAGCACGAGCAGCGGGUUUAUGAGCGGGAGAUGCAUCGCAUCACUCUUCCCCUCUCUGCCUUUGCUAAUCCCACCUGUGAGCUGGUGGACGAGAACACCAUCAUCAUCUCGGCUGAACCAAUCAACCAGACCCCCACUCAGGAGCCGGUCGAGGGAGCCGACCCCCUUAUGGGGACGGCGGGGACCCCUGGAGCUUGAUGGAGGAACGGGAAGAGUGCCUUGAAAGGCAUCUCAUUGAGACUUGUCUGUGCAGCACUGCGAAUCUCAGAGGACCAAACUCCACAUCCACCUCCUUCUGUCUGUUGUCUCUUUUCACUUUACAGCACAGUUUCAUGGUAAAGGUAUGGCAUAUGCCCUGAGAGAGCGGUGGAAACUUUUGGCUUUUUUGUCCCAGACAGUGUCCUUAUUUCCUUAGCAAAGUUGUCGAGGAAAGUAGGACUUAGGCAGAGACACUGGAAAAGGUGAUAUGGUGGUUUUGUAUAAACAUGCAUGUCAGGGAUUGACCUGGAGAAAAAUUGCAAGUACUUUUUAUGCAUAUCAUCACAGGGCAUGCGUUUUCCCUGUUUGUUGAACUCCAAUAAGAGGGUGACAGUCCCGUUAACAGAUCCACGUCCUCUAAUGAAGUAUCGAUGGAUCAGAUCAUCUGAUGUUCUGGCGUUUUGAAAGAAAGACAAUCCAUUCUUAUCUUCUUCCCUGACUUUUUUGUUGUUUAUGUUCCUAAUGCAGUUGUGGUGGAGAGUUGAAACUGAAAUUGUACCUGUGUAACUGAAUCUGUUGCUCUACAGCUGGGCUGUUCAUUCUGCAGGGAGCUUUGGUUAGCAACUACAGCUAAUUGAGUUAAAUGCCUUUGAUAGCUCUUUUCCAGAAAUUGAUAUUCGUUAGGCAGAUCAUGUGGCCUGGGAUGCUAGAGCUAAGCUAGGUGAAGCUUUUGACUGAAUAAAGUGGAACACUUUCCGGAGAUCUUGCCUUAGUAAAUUACAUUUGAAUGUAUUGUUGCUCCUGUGGCCCCAAUCUGAUAAAGAGCAAGUGAGCGCGGUCAUCACUUCAGUAAACCAGUCAGAGCGAGUCAGAUUAGCGUACUCUGGUUACAUUAUCUGUAUCAGUGUUUAUUUGUUCCUGACCGUACAGAUGUUCAGAAAUAAGAUGAUGGACUUUAAAGCAUGCACCUGAAACAGAGAGGGUACAAGAUGGCGUAGUAAAAUAAAGCACUGUGGUCUCAUUUUACAGAGGUUUUUUUUGUUUUUUGUAUGCAUUUGUUUUCCCAUGGUUGAUUGUACAGCUGCUUGAGGUUCCAGAAGAUCUUGUUUUUUUUUUUUUUUCAGCAGUUUUAAUAAACAUUUUUUGACAUUC
Carassius auratus (goldfish) is the source of this 2299-nucleotide messenger RNA. RefSeq names its product phosphoinositide-3-kinase-interacting protein 1-like. The record is from RefSeq and is a predicted model, not a curated record. Lineage: Eukaryota; Metazoa; Chordata; Actinopteri; Cypriniformes; Cyprinidae. The transcript is spliced from 6 exons. The coding region runs from base 365 to 1147 and encodes 260 amino acids.